This is a messenger RNA of Paramuricea clavata, 7653 nucleotides long. The record is from the annotation of a GenBank genome assembly. NCBI's taxonomy places the organism in Eukaryota, Metazoa, Cnidaria, Anthozoa, Malacalcyonacea, Plexauridae.
AUGUUCUCUUGUUCACCAGAUGAUCAUGAUGUAAUAUCAUUUAUAACACACAGUAUCACCUCACCAUCUGAUAUAGUAAGUUGUUCCUAUGCCUGCAAUUAUGCUCAACAAUUUUACCAGAAUUGCCAUUUCUCAAGAGGGUGCCUCCACUCAAUGCCAGUUUCUUAUCAGUUUUGAAAGAAUGACAAAAUUAGUCUUGAAGAAGGGUGGUGUGUCUACCCCCACCCCAUCCCCCUCCCUCUACCUGGAAAACUACACUAUCGGUACCCCAGAUUGAUUGAAAAGACUUAUAUAUGUUGUGAAUUAUAAACAAUGCCAAAUGCUGUACAUUAAUGGGUUAUUCUAGAAGUAUCAUUUAAUAGGAUUUAAGCUUUUCAAUGUACAACAUACAUAAUAAAAAUGUGUGAUUUGAAAUCUGUAUUGAAACUGCUGUUGCACAAUAUCUUCUUAUACAUGUGCGUCGUUUACAGAAGAAGAAAAUGUCUGAAGAUGAAAUGAAGAAACUUAAUGAGCAGUAUGACCAAAUGACAGAGAAAUUUCAAAAAGAAAAGGAUGAGUAUGUGGUCACUGUAAUUACUUGUCGAAAUUCCUCAUUAAAAGCGAGACGAUUAGUUAGUAAACUUUGAUUUUACAAGCUAUCUAUCUUUCACCAUUUGUAGUUGUAGAACAGUAUGCACAUGUAGAACAGUAUGCAUUAAUAUAAAUAAAGUUAUAUAUUUAACAAUUUAUUUUUCUUAAAUCUCUAUAUAAUGCCAUCAAUCCCCCAGCUAAUGGACCUUUCCCCUUAUAACUAAAAUUUCGAUCUAGACAAAAAUUUCAUCACAGCUUGAAAGAGCAUCACAAAAUUAGUAAUAUUCCAAAGUUUUGUUGCAAAAUGUUGUAAAAUGCGGAUAAUAUAGCCUUGCGAAGUUUGCCGUUUUUCAGUCAUUUUGUAUUACAAACGGGAAAUUGACAUACGAUUCGGGUGUUGGGGCUGCAAUUUCCCGUUUGUAAUCUAAAAUGACUGAAAAUUGCAAAUUUCGCAAGGCUAUAUUAUCCGCAUUUUACAACAUUUCGCAACGAAACUUUGGAAUAUUACUAAUUUUGUGAUGCUCUUUCAAGCUGUGAUGAAAUUUUUGUCUAGACUUGCCUAGAUCAAAAUUUUGGUUAUAAGGGGAAAGGUCUAUUGAAUAUUAAUAAUUAAUUCAAAUGGUUAUCUGACUCGAUUAACCAUAUAUGGUUAUCUCAGAAACCCAGCACGAAUUAUUUUGUCCUACUUAUUGAUUAAUUUUUGAUUAAUCAUUUUGUAAAUUUUUUCAUAAAAGCGUGCUGAAUAAAAGUCUUCUUCUUUCCAUAAAAGUCGUUUCUGGAUACUAAAGAGGCCCAGGAAAAAAUUUCCGCGGAAAGAGAAUUUUGUAAAAUGUGAUUGGCCGACACAAAUUUUCCUUCCGUCGGAAAAAAAUUUUAAAUUGAUAACUUUUAACAAUGUCAUUUUCGGAAAUUUUCCAUUUCUGGAAAUUUUUCUUGAGUGAGGAAAUUUUUCUUUCAGGAAAAUUUUUCGCGGAAAGAAAAAUUUUGUGAAAUGUGAUGACAAUUUUAAACUCCUAACAGUGAUAAUUAUUCAACUUUUGACAACUUUUAACAAUGAUAUUUUCGGAAAAUUUUCUGUCCGUGGAAAUUUUUCCCGAGUGGAAUUGGGCCUCUCGGUUUUGUUUAAAUUUUUGUUUUGGAUAGAUCUGGUUUAUUCACAGUGGUUUAAUAGAUCACACACCCACAAAUACACACCUCAUUAAAAAUUUAAAACUGUAUUUUGAUUUUAUUUCAGGUACGCCAAGGCACACCCAUCAGAUUCGAAUUACGAUUCACAGGUAACAUAAUUCUUGGCACUGGCAGUAUGUAAAUGAACAUUAAAUACUCGAGGAAUUUUAACAGUAAAGGCUGGUGUUUACACUAUCAAAGUUUCUCUGAUCACAGUAGGAAUUUUGCAUGAGUAAAUUCUACGUUUUGAAGGAUUUGUUUGAAAUACUUGAGGGAACAUGGCUCAAUUUUGUUUAAACACUGUAUCAGUUUCCGCAACUAUUUCUUACAAAUCCUUCGAAACUUAGAAUUUAUACCAAUGCAAAAAUUCCUACUGUGAUCACAGAAAUUUUGACAGUUAUUCAGUUUUAUUGUUCAUUAUCUUGUUGCAGUUUGAAACACCAUACGAUCGAGAUCUAAGGUUGAUCUAUGAAGGCCAGAACGCCGUGCAUCAGAUUGUCAAGUAAGUAAUUUGUUCGACGUGUAAUUAUCAGGGGCCGGUUGUAUAAAAACGUAAUUAGCGCUAACUGUAGUUAGCGUUAAUCACUGUAGUUAAAUCCUUAACUGUAAUUAGUUAACUACAUGACUUAACUGCGUUGCACAAAACGUAGUUAGUCGGAUAGUUAACUAAUCACGUAGUUAACUGUGCGUGGGGCUUGCGUGGGGCGGUUAAACACAAAAUUACAUAAAGUAAGCAGCGAAUAACGACCGCUGACACACAUUUUCAACAUGAUUGUGGACUCGUAUUUUGCAAAUAGGCGGGAAUUUUAUUCAAAACGCUAGAAAAACAAUGAAAAAUAUACAAGAAAACAAGGAAAAGCCGCCACAAAAAUCAUAAAAGAAUGCAGUUUUUCCUUGAGAUGCCUACGUUAAACCAAGGUAUAGCUGUUUGGCAAUUAUAUAUCAGUGUUUCUUGGUGUACUGGACCAUACUUCGUCUUCGAGAAGUCGUCUUGUGCAAAAAUAUGUUCUGUUUUCGUAAAAACACCAAAGCGAUAGCGUUUGAAGAGUUUAUAUUGUCAGGAAACAUUCACAGGGAAGAUAGCGAUUGAAAAUCUCAGGUAACCGUUGUUUUUCAUUGUUGUUUUACUGAAAAAUGUUGUUCACUCCUAUACAAACGCCAUUUUUAACUACGUUUUGGACAGUUAACUAUACCCUAAAGCAUAGUUAACUUUAACUUCUUUUUAACUGCAGUUAAGGCUAACUACACUUUUAUACAACCGGCUUAACUACGUGAUUAAAGUUAACUAUUUUUUAAGGCUUUUUAACUACUUUUUAACUGCAGUUAGCGCUAACUACGUUUUUAUACAACCGGCCCCAGAACUUUGGGCAUCUAUGUACGCUCGAUAUACAACUAAUUUUAGAAGGGUUUUGUUAUGAAUUUUAUACACCUAUUUAACAUAACCAGGAGCAGUUGGAAUUGUGCUGUGGAAUUGUGUUCCACCCAGUGAACUCUAAUAAUAACUGGAAGGCUAAGUCAGGGGGGGAAGUUGAAGCCGUGCUUGAAGCUUUUUUUGUAGGUAGACCCAGUCCUUUUUAAUUUUUUUUUUCAAAAUAUGCACAUUUUUUGAUCAGAAAAAUCUUGCCCCAAAACAUUAGUUAUACUACCAAAUUUAAUUUAUAUCAGUAGUAUGAUAAAUGAAUUUAAUAUUCGCAAAGCAAACAAAUCACGAAUUAGCAAAAAAAAUGCGAAAAACACGACCAUAAGCAUGAACAGUCUGAAAAACCGCGCGUUUUAGGCUGCUUUUUCUGAGUUUUGGGAAGUUUAAGAUAAAACUAAGACGUCAUACCUCAGGAAUUUUUUAUACCCAUGCAAAAUACAUUUGUAUGCGAAGUUUCAAGAAGAUUUAACGUUUUAAGGUCGAAAAAAAGCAUUUGAAAAUUGACAAAAAUAUUGCCAUAUUCAAAGUGCUCAUAGUGGCCAACAAGAUGCCGAUGACGAAAAUAACAUCACUUGAAAAACGCCAAUUUAUUUAUGUUUAAGAGCGAUUAAAACAAGGACUAAAAGCUCAGGAUCAAUAACAAUACCUGGGGUUUAGUACAACAUAAGUUUUGGGACUGUCAAAAUGUUUUAUAGUAUAUAUUUUUGAGUUGAACGGCGAGGUUUCCUUCGGCACGUCCAAACUUUCGUCAUUUUUUCAAAAUACAAAAGCAAAACUCCUUACUUUUUUCUGCAGAGAGAUGUAAAACAGUUGGAACUAAUCGAAAAACCUGGUUUAAAUCCCAAUCAUUGUUGUAUUCCCAUGGAAAAAGUGUUUUUCUUGCAAAUUUUUGCUCGAAAACAAACUUUUGGCAGAAUUUUUUUCACUCCUCAAAACUCUCCUUAGUCUUUUUGAAAGCUGAUUUUCCCGCGCGCCGGCUUCAACGAAUCAUAGACUUUCAUCAUAGGAGUUAGCCUUCCAGUUAUUUUUAGAGUUCACUGGUUCCACCUUAUUUAAAACAAUUAAACAUUUCGACCCUGCGAUUUCCGGUGCAGUGCUCUAACCAACUGACCUAUAGAGGCCAGUUGUCGAGCUCUAGCCUUAAAAGUAAUUUGUGGUCUUCAAAUGAAGACGAUCACCUUUUUUUCAAAAAGUAAAUUGUUUUUGCUUGUCUUCAUUGGAUUUCCUUCAAAUUGCAGUAAUUUACACAUGAAAACUGGAGAUUUGACAACACAAAUCAAUGAACUUCAAAGAAUCAUGUCCGUAGAAAAUUUGGGAGGUGGAGGAAAAGACUCUAUUUCCAGACAAGAAGUGAACAGCAUCAUAAAUCUUCAAAACCAACUGACCAGCGGUAUGGAGGAGGUCAAGUAAGUCCUAGAGGUUCUUCCAGGUGAUCUUGAUACGCGGAAAAGUACUGGCACUAGUUGUCAAAUAGAAAUCCAUUUUAUGAUUAAAACAACUGAACAUCUCCUGUAAUAUACUUUAUUUCGAUUCCAUAUUUUUGUCAGAGCUAUAGUUCUCAUAACCAAACAUAAUUACAAAAUUUCAACUAGUUUCAUAAAGAAUAACGAAAGAUAUAAUUGACUGAAUACAUCAAAAUGGAUUUCUAUUCGGGCAACCCUUUCUGAGCGCUGAUUGGCUAAAAUACGAACACGAGAUCACCUGGUAUAGCAGUCAGAUUAAAGGCUGGUUUACACUCUCGAAGUUUCUGUGAUCACAAUAGGAAUUUUGCACAGGUAAAUUCUACGUUUUGUUUGAAAUGUUUCAAGGAACUGACGAACUGACUUAUUGUUUAACAUUAAGUCAGUUCCCUCAAAUAUUUCUGACAAAUCCUUCAAAAUUUAGAAUUUACGUAUGGGUAAUUCCAUGGUAGUGAUGACAUUUUUUGAAAAAAAAAGUUGUCAAGAAUUUUCAGAAGCUAUUGGAAACAAUUCUGAACUGAAAUGUUAAGUUGUACUUUAUAUGUAACAUGAGUCCACGUAACAUGAGUCACAUGUAUCAUGUAGCAAUCCUUACUAUUGUAAUUCAAAAUAUAAAUUUUUUUAGUGUUGGUAGUUUGCCUAACAUAUAGUCUGUUACUUGGUAGACAUUGUAUGUUUCUCCUUCCUAUGGUUCACACAUUAUGACGUCAUACUGUGUAUCUACAACUUAACAGACAACGGCAAAAUCUUAUCUAUUUGUUAAGUCAUAGCCUGUCCAGGGAAAGAUGGCUGUGAAACUCAUUACAAUAACAAUAUAACUCAUGAUCUACCGUAUGUUAGUUAACGUUUAUUCAUAAAUCUGGUCCUUCACCGUCACGUGUGUAUUGUAUUUUUGCCCAACUAACCAAUCACAAUGUUUUAGGAAAGUUACCUAUCCAUGACUCAAACAAUAGGGAAAUUGGAAAUUGUUAUUGGUGGAUGUGGCAAGAAUACAAUACACAUACACACGUGACGGUGAAGGGCCAGAUUUAUGAAUAAACGUUGAUCAACAUAGAUAAUGAGUUAUAUUCUUAUUCUAAUAAGUUUCUAGGCUAUGGUUAAGUAGAGUAUUCUUUGUCUCCAAUCACCAUGGAAUAUCACCAUGCAUAUUCUGUGUUGUAUUACGUUUAGAAAUAUUGUGCGUGGUCUUAGUGGUGGUGUAGUGAAGAGAGAUGUUGGAGACAAUGGUGGUGGUGACACAGCGAGUGAGAUCAGUAGUUUAAGAAAUAGUAUGGAGAUCAUGAUGGAAAAUGUCAAUCAUUUAGUUACCAAACAACAGGUAGGGACAACUCUAGUUUUCUUUAGUUAUGAAAAGGAAAAUUUGCUUAAUUUUUAGCCCAUCAAUCCUUUUUUUGGUUGUGAAUUUACUGUUACACUUUUAUUACCCAGUUAUUGAACUACACACGCAAAAAUCUCCCAUCUUGUAACAAGUUUGUCAACAAGCCGUCAACAAGCUGUCUUCGCACUGCUUGUCAACAAGUUUGGAACAAGCUAUUAACAAUUUGUAACAAUCUUGUUGAUAUUAUCAGACUUGUUACAAGGUUGUCCCAACAAGUCCGAUACAGUCGUGAUAUAACAAUAUUGUUACAACCUUGUGACAUUCUUGUUUAUCAUGACUGUGUCAGACUUGUUAGAACAACCUUGUGACAAGUCUGAUAAUGCCAUCAAGCUUGUUACAAGUUGUUAACAGCUUGUUCCAAACUUGUUACAACAACUGGGAACAAGCAGUGCGAACACAACUUGUUGACAGCUUGUGAACAGAUUUGUAACAACUUGUUUGCAGACUUGUAACAACUUGUUACAGAUCUGCAAACAAGUUGUAACAAGGGUUGUUGUCAAGCCGAUAUCAGGGUGUGUUCGCACUGCUUGUUCCCAGUUGUUGUGACAAGUCUGAAACAAGUUGUUAUCACCUUGUCACAAGGUUGAUGACGGUAACAGACUUGCAACAAGUUUUUCCAACAAGACUAAUACAGGCUGUUCGUAACAAGUUGCCACGGGCUUGUUGUUAUCAACUUGUUAACAAUUUUUUACGUCGGUGCAGAUCAUGUCAGACUUGUUGGAAUAACUUGUUGCAAUUAAGUCUGUUUGCUUCAUCAACCUUGUUACAAGAUGAUAACAACUUGUUGCAGACUUGUCAACAACUGGGAACAAGCAAGUGCGAAUACAUCUUGUUGACAAGUUGUUAGAUUUUUACGCCGAUUGCCACUAUUGCUCAUUGAUUUGUCCAUGUUUCCCACCAUUACAAAAUAUUUCACAUAUUUGUUUUCCUUCCUUAGUUUGCAAGUAAAGAACACGGAAAAGACAAUGAUAAGGGAUGUCCACCAGUGGAAAAACCGAACUGCAUAGGACCUGGCUAUUUUGUGUUUCUGACAGUUGUACAAAUAGUCGCACUUGUAGCUUACUUUACGUACAAAAGUCACAAGGAAGCUGCGGCGAAGAAAUUCUUUUAAUGGAUAUGGAAAUAAGUAUAAUUAGUGAAACGAGGAUGGCAGUUCCACUCGAGUUCAAAUUUUGAUGAGAGGUCAUAAGGGGCGGACCAUUAGAAAAGUGAUGGGGGGGGGGUCCAUUUUCAACGUGCACGAUUUUUUUUUCAAAGUGUUUUGCUGUGUCCGUUAUUUUUUUUUUUAAUAAUCCCUUGCUCGAAUUUUAUUUUUUCCCCCAAAAAUUGCUGGCGGGUGGGGGUGGGGGUUUGGCGUGAAAAUUUUUUUUCCGGACUCAAGAAUUUUUGCAGAACAAAGAAAAAUAAAAAAAUAAAUUUUCGGACUAACAUCAAUUCAAUUAAGGUUUAAAACACAUUUUCCCCCAAAAAACUUCUUAAAACACGAUUAAAACGCUUAUUUUCGAAAUUUCGGGGACACCCUUACACUGUACCUCCAAUAGGCCCUGUAAUUUUCCCCAUUGAAAAGUCUCUGCACGAAUUUUUUUUUUCCAGACAUUUCUGGUGCACGAAUUUUUUUUCUUUCUAUUUUCCCUGCUCGGAUUUUAUUUUUGUUUCCC